Molecule: messenger RNA, 1786 nt
Organism: Rhodamnia argentea
Lineage: Eukaryota; Viridiplantae; Streptophyta; Magnoliopsida; Myrtales; Myrtaceae
Exons: 3
Coding region: 431-919 (162 amino acids)
Source: RefSeq, a predicted model, not a curated record
UCCCCUUGUCAUCCGCAUUUCCCGUCUUCUCCAGAACCCAAGAAAGGCAUGACAAGAGAAAAGUGGAACGCUGGUAAGAUUUUCAACCCAGAACACUCGCAACAGUUGCUAAAGCAAAAGAGAAAGCUCUGUCCAACUCCCCCCAGCAGAGAUGGAGGAGAGGACCCAGCUAAGAAAAAAGGAAAAGUUGCACCCCCCAUAAAAAAAAAAAAAACUAAAGAGAUUGGUAAACUUAAACGUAAUGGAUGGCACAAAACCAAUGAAAGAGGCAACUUGGUGGCAGCAUCUUUUUCCCUCCUCGCAACUGUGCGGGUGAUCCCACUCCGCCACCUCUCUCCUUCCCACUUCCUCCUUUUCAUGCUCUCUCUUUCUCCCCCUCUCUCUUCCCCCUGCGAUAAAUUCACAGGCUGAAGCUUCUCAACGUGCCUCCAUGGAACUUUCAUGUGGAGAUGACACUAAUACAGAGGAACGGAGAGUUUCGCUGACAGGAGGCACACAGGAUAGGGGAGAAGGACGUAAUUGUAUGGAAGUCCAUCAUCCUCACCAUGAGGUGGAAUUGGAGAUUGAAUUCUGGCCCCUCGAACACCCAACCGAGCCCCCGGACGAAGAUCAGCCCGUGAAAUGCCCAAUGCUCAGCACUUCCGCUAUUCCGGGUGCUCGAACCAAGGAGGAGCAAAUUGCGCAGAGCAUGAGGAAGAGAGCAGACGCACAGGACUUGGCAAAGACGGAGAAGGUCAUGGUGGCUUCCGAACCAUCCAUCCGACCACUCCGCAAGAGGCAUCACAAUCUAACCCAUGGGGACAUUAUAAUAACCCCACUAAGGACUAUGCCUCCACCACCCCUGCCGCCGCCCCCUCCAUCGCACAACAUGACCAUCUUCCACAUGCUUCAGCAGCAGUUUGACAGUCUUGAGAACUGAAAGAUUACCGCCAUCGAAAAAGAGAAAUCACCCGAACCUUCCACCUUUGCCUCCCGCUUAUAAGCACAUUUGGUGGGGUUUUAAUUGUCAAAGCUGCUAUGGUAUCGGAUCCGUCACAGAAUUCUCUUGUUAUCUGUCAAAUUAAAAAACGGUGUACUCGGAAAGGCCAUAUGUGUAUGUUAUCGGCAGGUGAACCUGCUUAUUGACAUAUAUACACGUAUCUUAUGGCACCGCAUGCCAAAAGCUCAAAUAAGAACUUUCCUUCCUCUGGCCCUAUCAACCGAAUGGAGUGAACAUUCAACUUGAUUAAGUGAAGCAUCCGUCUAUGAAAACUUUACCGAGACGUUUUGCCAGUUGCAGUAUUCGUCAAUACUACUAUUGCAUGUGGGUUAUGUAUUCAUGCAUGUCUAUAGAUAGAACUCUCAACUGUUGAUAACUACUGUGCAGUUAGUGAAAGGCAUAACUUACCCGCGAAAACCUUAUCUCUGAAGCGUGCAUUUUGUUCUAUUCCACUUUUUUUUCCCUUUGAGCAUCGUAAUCCACAAGAAUAAUGUUGGAACAAGUCAAAAUAUGUAAAAGAAGAAAGGAAGGACCUCACACUAGAAUCAGAUUCGUUGAGCAGUUUCCUUCUUCAGCACUUCCGUCCUAACAGGUAGGCUCGAAGACAUGGCCAAGAAUGACCUUCACCAGUUCCUUCACUUCUUCUUCUUUGCACAAAGCUGCAAAAUUCACUGCAACAACAGAAAGUCUAUUCAAUUAAUAUGAAUUCAAACGAUGAACCUUGAAUAUUGCAGAUAAUUACGUUGAAACAAAGUUCAAAUCUCAUCAUUCAAAUAAGUCGAAAAAGAGGUCCUAGCGCUUUAAGGA